AGUCCAAGUAACAGAAUCCCACUAGUUUUGGAUAGUUACCGCUACAUUUCACUUCCUCCAUCCUUAUACUCUCUCUUCCUUCUUCCAUUUUUUUCUUUCUUUCGUUGAAAAUUUCAAGUUUUGUACUCUGUUCUCUCUCUUUCUACAUGACCAAGUCCAAAUAACACGAAGAUUUCAGAUACCCACAUUUGAAUUUAUCAUACAGAAGAACAUUCGAAACAUGGUAGACAAACCAGACAAGGAUGCCUCCUAUUGGUUGCCUAAGCCUAAAUCAAGAACUGAUAUUCAGUUUCAUGUCAGUGGGGUGCCCUUCACUUUGGAUCGGAAUAUUAUAGUAGAAAAGUCUGGCAAGAUAGCAGAGUUACUGAACGAGCAAUCUGAGGACAGUAUCCAUGAGUUCCUGAGAAGCAUACCAGCUCAUCCCAAUACAUUUGAACUUGUUGCAAGGUUCUGCCAUGGUUUUUCACUGCAAAUGUCAUGUGAGAAUGUGCUUCCUUUAGCUUGUCUUGCUUUCUAUCUGGGGAUGACUGAAAGUCACAGCCCAAAUAAUCUGUUGAGCAAAGCACUUACCUUCUUUGAACAGAAAAUCCUCCCUAGCUGGAAUGGAACCAUUAAGGCUUUUCUUACAACAGAAGAUAUCAUGCAACAGGCAGUGGAUACUGGCCUUGUUGAUGAAUGCAUUGAAUCUUUGGUCAGUAAGGCAGUGAAUGAUCCGUAUCUCCUCGGUGAACCGAUUGUGAAUUUCAUAAAUGAGGAAUUUAGUGAGGAUGAUGUGUUUUAUCACAAGCCCAGUACAAGAAGAAAACUCUUUGUUUCUGAAUGGCAGUCAGAGGAUUUGAUAAUUCUGCCUAUUUCAUUGUAUGAACUGACAAUUCAUUCUAUGAACCAGCAUGCUGUCCCGCCGAGAUUUGUAGCAGCAUCCCUUUUGAAGUAUGCAAAGAAGUGGGUAUUUUGCAGUGCUAAAGGAGAUGAAAAAAUGUCUGUAUGUAAAACAAACCGUCAAAGGGAAGUCAUAGAAGCAGUGGAGAGGCUACUGCCUCAUCAGAAGGGACUAUUUCCUUGCACGAUACUGUUUGAAAUGCUCCAGUAUGCCAUUCGUUUGGAAGCUAAUGCCGGUUGUAGAAAUGGACUUGAGUUGAGGAUAGGUAAGCAGCUUGAUCAAGCUACAGCAAGUGACCUUUUAAUACCUUCUCGAGGCUAUGCUAAGGAAAUGCGUUACGAUAUCGAGUGUGUGAAGCGGAUUGCAAAGCACUUCUAUACAGAUUAUAGUUCUAAUAUCGAAGGAUUAAUUGCCGUGGCAAAACUCAUCGAGGAAUUCUUGUUUGAGGUUGCCAGUGACAGAGAUUUGGAGAUAAGUGCAUUUGUUUCAUUAGUUGAAAUGUCAAGUGCAGCAUCAAUGGGAACUGAUAGGAGCUCCGACGGAAUAUACAGGGCUAUUGAUAUAUACCUGGACAAGCAUAGCUUUCUGACAGAAUCUGAGAGAGAAGAAGUCUGCAGAGGGCUGGACUACCAUAGGAUGUCGGCUGAAGCUUGUGAACAUGCAGCCAAGAACCAGCGAUUGCCAUUAAGAAUUGUGGUCCAAGUGCUAUUUUUGGUGCAAUUACAACUACGCGAUGCGAUCACGAGGGACAUGCAGCGUUUGGACAACAAAUUGACACAGGAUGAGGUUGAAAAUGACAAAGGAGAGUUGGCGUUAAGUGAUGGUAUAGUAAAAAAUGAAAUGGAGAAAAUGAGCAACAAGGUGAUAGAGCUGGAGAAAGAUUGCCAUAUGAUGAGGAAAGAGAUUGAGGAAGGCUGCAUCCACAUGGUGAGAAAAGAGAAAACAAGCAUGUGGAGAGAAAUGAAGAGAAAGUUUGGUUGCAUAAAUAAGAUGAACAACUGCAAUUGCCAAGUUAAAAAGAAAAGGGUUCAUCCAAAACUAUGGGCUUGACUAACAGACAUCUGAUCAUCCUAUAAACUCUUCUGUAAUUAUUUGAUUUCAUGUUUCUGCAUUGUCAUUUAACUGAUUUGAUUUAGCGAAUAAAUUUCCAAGUUUCGUGGGCAUCAAGCCGAAAAUUUCCCCAAGGUAACUGUUUCUUUACCACCUUGCUUUUCCACAUCAUGUAACAUUGACUUUACAACAUGCAUAAUUUGAAUUGUCAACAAAAGAAAAGAUUGUUGAUUUUUUUGUAUAAAAUAAAAAUGAUGCUUCAUGGAGCACUUCGUUGAGAUACCUUAGUGAUGAUAACUAAGUGCCUCUGUCUUAUUGGUUAGUUCAAUGAAAAAAGAGAAGCAAAAUGAUAAAAGGAAAAGGUGCUAGACAUGGAGUUAUUAUUUUACAUUUUACCUUCAUCAGUAUCUCAACAAUCAAUAAUUAUUCAAGCAUGGACCAUAAUUCUUGUGACAGUGAUGGAAGGAUAUCUAGUGGUCCAUUUUGUGCAAAAUUCCCAAAAUCUUUUUCAAAGUUGAGAUGUAGCAUGCAGUAUGCCAGUUUAGCCAAUUAAGACUGUGAUGGACUUGAUGAGAGCCUCAUCCAAACCUGGAGGAGGAGGAGGAGCUUGGAGAUGAUUCUCAUGGCGGAUUUGGGAAAGAUUUUCUUCAUCUUCCAUUUCCAUGGCGGCGUUGGAGGUGGAAGCUCUGUU
Molecule: messenger RNA, 2621 nt
Organism: Benincasa hispida (wax gourd)
Lineage: Eukaryota; Viridiplantae; Streptophyta; Magnoliopsida; Cucurbitales; Cucurbitaceae
Product: Phototropic-responsive NPH3 family protein
Source: RefSeq, a predicted model, not a curated record